UUUUUUUUUUAAAAAAAAAAAAAAAUUGAAGCAGGUUUACACUAACAAUUCAUCAUCCACCAAAACUCUAAACCAAAACAUAUUUUUCCUUUCUGUCUCUCCCUCUCUCAUUUGUCCUCCAAAACUUCGUAUCCAAAUCAUUAUUCAUUUUCUGGGUUUCUGUUCCCUCCUCACCACCAUCAUCACCGCCAUCUUCAACUCGCCCUCUUAAAUUGGAUCUUUUCUCAUUAACCCAUAAAAACAUCAUAACCAAAAUUUACUUAAACCAGAUAAAAAUCUUUUAUCUUUUUUUUUUUUUUCUUUAACGAUCAUUUAUUGUAUAUACGCCAUAUUUUUGAACUGGGUUUGCGUUGAAGAAUUUGUUUUUGUAAUAGAGGAAAAACAAAAAGGAAAGUAAAUGGGAAAUGUAACGUCUAAUGUGGCAGCGAAAUUCGCUUUCUUCCCGCCUGACCCGCCAACUUAUGAUAUAUGUAGAGAAGAAGAUGGGAGGUUGAUUCUGCCUGGAGUCACAGCUGAUAAGAAUAUGGACGUUCACUUGUUGGAGACAAAAGCCGGCAAUAAAAUUGUGGCAACGUUUUGGAAACACCCUUUUGCGAGGUUUACCCUUUUAUAUUCCCAUGGGAACGCAGCUGACCUUGGCCAAAUGCUUGAGCUGUUUAUUGAGCUUAGAGCUCAUUUAAGGGUUAAUAUUAUGAGCUAUGAUUAUUCAGGAUAUGGAGCAUCUUCUGGCAAGCCGUCUGAAUUCAACACAUAUUAUGACAUUGAGGCUGUGUAUAAUUGUCUGAAAAAUGAUUAUGAAGUCAAGCAAGAGGAUUUGAUCUUGUAUGGACAAUCUGUUGGAAGUGGACCAACCCUGCAUUUAGCUUCUCGUUUACAUAAAUUGAGAGGUGUUGUUCUUCAUAGUGCAAUCCUUUCGGGCAUACGGGUUUUAUAUCCUGUCAAGAUGACAUUUUGGUUUGACAUUUUCAAGAAUAUAGACAAAAUACGGAAUGUUAACUGUCCAGUUCUGGUUAUACAUGGAACAAAUGAUGACAUAGUUGAUUGGUCUCAUGGGAAGCGGCUAUGGGAACUUUCCAAGGAAAAGUAUGAGCCCCUAUGGGUCAAAGGUGGCGGCCAUUGCAACCUUGAAACAUACCCUGAAUAUAUCAAGCACUUGCGGAAGUUUAUAAAUGCUAUGGAGAAAAUUGCCAUGAUGCAACCAACAAAGCAGCUCACUUCUAAUCCAAGCAUUGAUGUAAAACAUAAUAAGUGCUUAAGAUGGGCAAAAAGGUAGCAACUCAAAUGUAGUUAAUCAAUACAGGUAUAGAUUCAUUGCAAGGUGAGCCUAUUUUGAAGAUCGGAUUUGCUUGCUUCACGGACUUGGCAUUUAGGCAGCCAGGCUUUGUUAUUGCUUGGUAUGUUUCUACAGAUGAUAGGAAUUUGCAACUAGUUUGUUUGAUCCAGGUCCUGUUAGGUGUUUUUAGGCUAGGAGCUUCUGUAGCUGUUUUGGAAAGCAAUGUAGCUAGUGUGCUAUUUGAAAAUGAAAGAGAUAUAUGCUUAUCUGGGUUUCUUUUAUAAGUUGACAGAAUUGGCCUGUAUAAAAUCUAUUCAUCAUUUUCAGAAAAGCAAAUACAUGAAAGUUACAUUUUGUUUGCUUUUGA
Messenger RNA from Jatropha curcas, 1640 nucleotides. RefSeq lists its product as uncharacterized. Lineage: Eukaryota; Viridiplantae; Streptophyta; Magnoliopsida; Malpighiales; Euphorbiaceae. The record is from RefSeq and is a predicted model, not a curated record.